This is a messenger RNA of Lactuca sativa (garden lettuce), 1542 nucleotides long. The record is from RefSeq and is a predicted model, not a curated record. Lineage: Eukaryota; Viridiplantae; Streptophyta; Magnoliopsida; Asterales; Asteraceae.
AUGUCUGAUGGGUGGCGUGAUUCAGUCGUGCAAAAAGAUAUAAUCAACUUUUUGGUGAAUUCUCCACGUGGAUCUUUCUUCAUGAAAUCCAUGGAUGUAUCCGAAGUUUCAAAGGAUGCAAACCUGUUGUUUGGCAUUCUUGAUGACAUGGUUGGGGAGGUGGGAGAGGAAAAUGUUAUACAAGCUAUCACAGAUAACGCUUCGGCUUAUGUUAAAGCAGGAAAGUUAUUGGAAGCCAAAAGACCACACCUCUAUUGGACUCCAUAUGCGGCGCAUUGUAUUGAUCUUAUGUUAGAGGACAUUGGCAAGCAAAUCCCUAAGGUGAAAAGUUCUUUGAAGAGAUGUAUGCUGGCAAAUGGGUACAUAUAUAACCAUGUUCCUGUUGUAAACAUGAUGAGGAACUUUACCAAGCAAAGAAACUUGCAUAGACCUGCUAUUACCCGGUUUGCAACAUCAUUCAUUACUUUGUCGCAAUUUCAUAAGCAAAAAGACAAUUUAAGAAAAAUGGUUUUGUCAAAAGACUGGGAAAAAAGCAAGUGGGUUAAGGCUAAUGACCCAAUAGCAAACAAGAUUAAAGGUUAUUUUAUAUCAGACUCGUUUUGGAGAAAUAUUCUAUAUUCUCUUAAGUUGACUGGACCGCUUGUUAAGGUCCUUAGAAUGGUGGAUGGGGAAAAAAAGCCAGUUAUGGGUUACAUUUAUGAGGCGAUGGAUCAAGCCAAGGAGACUAUUCAGAAAUCGUUUCUCAACAAAAAAGAGGAGUACAAGAAAGCUUUUCAGAUUAUUGAUCAAAGGUGGGAAUGUCAACUUCACCGACCCUUGCAUGCAGCUGGACAUUACUUAAAUCCUAGAAUCUUUUAUGAUAACAAAAUUAACGCUUCUUAUGAAGAAGUUAUGACUAGAUUAUAUGUUUGCAUUGAGAGAUUGGUUCGAGAUUCUAGUAUCCAAGACAAGAUAACCACCGAAUUAGCUACAUAUCAAAAUGCAGAAGCUUUAUUUAGUAAUAAAAUGCUGGGUGGUGGAUAUCAUAUGGAUCUUCAACCCCUAACUUGCAAAACUUUGUUGUACGUGUGCUUAGCCUCACAUGUAGUGCAACAAGUUGUGAAAGAAACCGGGGAGUCUUUCAACAUCUUCACACAAAAAAAACAGAAUAGAUUGGCACAGAGUAGACUAAAUGAUAUGGUUUAUGUGAAGUUCAAUCAUUCCUUGAAUUGUAGAACCAAUAGAAAGGACAAUGUUGAUCCUAUCCUUCUGAAUGAAAUAGAUGAGAGCAAUGAGUGGUUGUUAGGGAGAUUAGAGGAGGAUAAAGAUGAUAAUUUAGUGUUUGAGGGUGAAGAUUUGACUUGGGAUGUUGUGGAAAAAGCCUCAGGGGUAAAUGAGCCUUUUUAUGCAACUAGAGCAUCAAGAGAUGAUAGAGGAAAAGGAAUAGUUGGAUCUAGUGGACUUGGGUUGGUUGAUGAAGAGAUAGAAGAAGAUAUCGACAUGUCUGAUGAUGAGGAGGGAGAUAUGGAUAUGGAGCUUGGGUUUGACUUUGAUGAUGAUUGA